Messenger RNA from Orussus abietinus, 6686 nucleotides. RefSeq lists its product as uncharacterized. Lineage: Eukaryota; Metazoa; Arthropoda; Insecta; Hymenoptera; Orussidae. The transcript has 8 exons. The record is from RefSeq and is a predicted model, not a curated record. Bases 456 to 3551 code for a protein of 1031 amino acids.
UCCCUUUCGCGUGCUUUCGCGGGCGGGCUUGGACGCGCGGCGGCCCGGCCCGACUUAACCUAGAAGCGCCGCGGCGAUCCGGAGAUUCGGCGCGCGCGGACCAUUGGCCUGCGGGGAGGGGAAACGAGGGUCCCGCGGGACUCGGCAGGUCCUCGCCGGGCAGAAGCGCGUCGACGCUCGGCCCGAGCGAAUCCUCUCGCGCGCGCGCGCCGCAAACUCGUGGGUGUCGGGCAAGUGUCGCGCAGUGCGCGCGCGCGCGCGCCAGCCGACGAGCCACCCGACGAGCCAGGCAGGCAGCUCGCGCCGCGCGCAGCCGGCCGGCCGGAAUCCGGAGUAUACCGGAGCGGCUCAGUGCGAGACUCGCCGCCGCCGUCGCCGCAGCUCCCGCGCCCGUACCUCGCGACCGCGGCGCGCAGCGACGCGCGCGCCGCCCGACCGACUCUCCUCCACCAAGUAUGGAGAUAUCGAAGGCUCUCCAGGAGGAGAUACUGUCCGUGCAAAACGAUCUGAAGAACGCCAUUCGCAGUCAUCAGGUCUGCGUCGGGAAGCUGAAGGAUGAUCCAAACAACGUGGACAUUCUGGGACGGAUUCAGGAGAUCCAGCUUCACAUCGUUUCCCUGGGGAGAUGCCAAAAGCAGGUGGUGCAGCGGCUGCGCGGAGAGGUCGAGUCGUUCAAGGCGGAAAACGCGAACGGGGCCAAAGUUUCCAUCGCCUCGCUCCUGGGACUGAACAACAAUAACCACAUUACGAACGACAACGAGGCCGGCGCCGACGUGGUCGAGGUCAAGGAUGUCAACGGCUUCGAGAGGCGGUCUUCCAAGGACGAUUACGAGGACGAGGCUCUCAGGAACGGCGACGAGGGGCGAACCAAGUCCAAUUUUCGCAGCGACCGAUCCUACUCGGUGGAGACCGUCUCGUGCGAGGACGACGUCAUCGAGGUCUCCAUGGACGAGAACUCCAGCGAGAAACGGGAGGACGACGUCGAGGAGGACAAGCCGGGCUCGUACGAGCAACUCACCUUUCUGGGGAUGCUGGGCCUCGUCACCACGGCCAGGCACAACGAGCUGCAGAGCAAACGAGCCGAGAGGAAGCGCAGGAGCACCGCCAAUCCGCAAUUCGUGUACUCCACCUGGGAGAUACCGACGAAGCGGAAGAAGUACUCGUACAUGCAGUCCGCCGGAAACGCUCCUCAGACCCGGCAAACGACCGCUCGUCUGAACGGGCCGUCUCCACCUCCCGGCAAGGUCUCGCUCUCGAAGUCGGUCUCACCGCCCACCAGGAACCUCGCCAAGUCCUUGAUUCCAAACCAGAAGUCGGGCACGAGACCGAACAUCUUGCGUAGCGUGGCCGAGAGCAAGUUGUUCGUCGGCAAGAACAAGAGGGAGAACGGCCUCGGUCAGGCUCGCGUCUCCGCGUCGAGGCCCGUGCAAUCGGUCGGGGGUAAGACCGUCCACAUCCCGGGAUUGCCGUCCAGCCUCACGAUCGAGAGGAUCGAGGGCGAAACGACCGUUUGCAUAAGCUGCAGGAAUCCUGGAACGUUGACGGUGUGCGAGAACUGUUCGGCUAAUUACCACGUAUCCUGUCACACGACGUCGCCUGCCCCGCCGAGGACGUGUCCUAAGUGCUCGCUGGGAAAAAGCCGGGACGACUGCAUGAUAAUCGAGACGUAUUCUAAGAAGGACGAAGAACUUGCUACAGCAGCGCACGCGUCAGGAACUCUUGGGAAAGCAGGAGAAGACCCAGAGGUCCAUAAAGCGGCUCGUGGAUUUCAUAAGGUCGAUGCAACUCAGAAACGAAAGCUCCUCUCCUCCGCCCUCGGCAUCAACCAGCUGCCCUCCUCCACCUUCCUCAUCCCGAUCUCCCCCAACGCCAUCGCGGGAAUCUCCCAGCAAGAAGCAGCAGCAGCAGCAGCAACAACGACGGACCUUUCUUCGGCAGCCGACCCCGAGCAGCACCAGCCAGAGAGCGGCCAUUCCUAUUCUUCCAUCCUCGUCAAUAGGCUGUCCCAGCAGCCGAGCGUCGCCUACGUCCAGCCGGAGCCCCAAGUGUCCUACACCUACCAGCUGCCCAUCGCCGGCGUCCAGUCGGAGAAGCACCAGUCUUACCUCAUCGUCAAGAAGAUCUCAGAGCCAGGCCCGGUCGGAAGAGCCGGUCGUUCUCGGUUCGCCUCGGCCGGGAGCGCCGGCUUCAAGGCCGAAGCCCGGAAUCUGUCCCUCUUCGACUACCAGCUCUCGAGCUCGACCGGUCAUAAUGCUGGCGGCCAGUCGGAAGGAGCGCUCGCCCACUCGACCGUAUACGUCGACAAGUUCCCCAGGAGGUUCUCCGACGCGAUCGGCCGGAAGAAGCCGAAUCCCCGGGCCGUGCCCGCUCUCAAUCGACUCGUUCACCAGGAGAAGCCCCUGCCAGUCUCCCCCGCGGACCACCUUCUGGAGUCCCCGGCGCUCCUCGUCGAGCGACGACCCAAGGCCGGAGCGGCGCGCUCGAAACUGGACACCCACAAGCUGCGAGCCUCCCGAAGGCCGGAGCUGCUCCUCUCCUACAACGCCUUCGUCGGCGCCGGCUCGAGCGAUCACCUGGAGGCUGCAGGCCGACUCGAGUCCGAGGAGACCGGCCCCGAGUCGAGGGGUCGACCCAGAGGCGGCGGCCUACUCCACUCUCUGUUCGCAAGCUAUAACCCGGCCGAUUCCCUCGCCGAUCGUCCUGACGAGCCAGCGGGCUCCUCCGUCCCCGAGCUGCCUCGAGACGGCCCUGUCCCCCCGGACCUCGGCGAACACGUGAAACUGGAAGAAGCGCAUCUACCAGCGCCACCUGGAGCAGAGCUAGUACGCGAGAGCAAGGUCGAGGCCAGCUCGACCGCGGGAGACGCCCCCAGGGGUGGUUCGUCGUCCUCGCCUCACGGAGGGCCCGAAACUCGGAAUUCGGCGCCGCAUUCCAAAGUCAGGAAGCGCAAGGACAGUAUGGACACCCUCGUGGAGCGCGCGGGGGACAUCGAGUUCAUCGAGGAGUUUUCGAAUUCCCGGCUGAACCCCGGGGUCAUUACCUACGAGCGCAAGCACACCGUCGCCAAGCUGAUAGGAGCGGUGCGCUGCCUGAAGGAGUCCGCUCGGCGGCUCAUCGCGGAACCAGCGACUCCGCCGACCGCCGACUCCCGCGGCGAUUUCCUCGACGAGCCGGUGGACGCCGACGUUGCCCCACCGGCUUCGGGCGGUCGUCGCGGGAGCUCCGCCGACGAGACGGACUCGGGCGGCAGCUUGGCCGGCGACCCCUCGGCCGAGCUUCGCGACUCCACCACCGAAGAGUCCUCGGACGGCGCUCCCGGGGAGGAGGACCGCGACGAGUCCGACCGAGGUGGUCCGACCGAGAGACAAGACUUAGGCAGGGGCGCGUCGGGACGGGGCUCCUGCGACGGCAACGGCGAUGGCGAUCGAGUCCCUCGGGAGGAGGGAAGCGCCUUGGGCAUGGGCGCCGUCUCGAGGGAGAACCUGCAGGUGCUCGAGGAGUUCGAGUCCGCCAUGCUGGAAACCGACGAAGGCCCUACUGCCAACUCUUAAGUUUUAGUUUUAUCGGUAGUCCCGCAACGAUCCGCAGGAUUUCUCUAAGUUAUACCCUUACGCUUUAAGUUCUCGCGGUUGGCCGAUCAGAGCGGCCGCCUACUCUUAAGAUAUCGUUUACUUGUUGUCGAAUUACGAUCGAACCGCGACCGAGCGUUUCGUUUGGAGUUGGUCUCGUACCCAAUGAUGCCAAGUAAUCGAGUGGACUGCGUCAUGUGCCGUUUUCUUUUGAGAAUUAAGACAUCGUGCCUGUUAACGGAGACCUCGUUUCUCUAUUUAAGACGUAGAUUUGAUUUUCGGGGUUUUACCCGGCAAAUGGUAUUUUUGUUAAAACGAUCGAUUGAUACAUAUCGAACGGGUCUCGUGGUUGGCGCGACCAAUGGCCCUCUCCUAAUGUGUAUUGAUACUUCUUUGAGAUGCGAGUAUUUAUGUCGGAACUAGGCACGAAUUCUAGAGGCGCAAUUUUCUUUAGAGUUAAAUAACUCCUUUGCGUAACGUUCGCUUUCUCGAGAUGAUCGCGUCAUCGAAAACGUGCGGGCAUAACGCGAUCCAGACGGAAGUGCUCGACUUAUCACUUGGCAUCGUUCGAUGGCAACGAGGUCUUGGAAAUCGAAAUUGACAUCACGGUCUAACUGCCUUGUAAAAAGUACCGCCGUGAAAUUGUCGGCAUUACCGCGCGUUGCCAAACGACGCGUACCUUGUACGACUAGUUUGACGCGACUUGGGACGGUUGUAGGUAAAGCAGGUACCUACCGACUUUGGGCGAUCGAUACGAAGUUCUCCGGCGCUUCUCCGCGUUCCUUGAACCACCCCUUAGACCCCAUCUCCGAUUGUAAUAUUCGUUAACUGGGAUAAUACCGAUCGACGGUUUCGGCCAGAAAACGUUCCGUGGCGUUUCCAAAAUCGUGCAAACGUAAAUUAGGGGUACUAAGGUUCGUUCAAAAUCGACGGACGGUUCAAUGCUCGGGACAAGAGAAAGUGGGAAGAAAAGCAUCAUGGAGGUUAGUUGGGAAUUUGUCGAACGGGUAAGAGGGUCGUAGGUCACGUCCCGCGAUAGCGUUGGAAAGGGUCGACGUUAAGGAUGGCCGUGCACCCGUGCUAUGUAUUCUCAACGCGAAAAUGUCUAUCUUUUCGUUACCAUGCCUGUAUUAACCUUUCUUCCGUCGCUUUAUUUAUUUCCUACGAUGUUUCCGGCAAUGCCCAUGCCGGUUUCUUACGGAGGGUGACGGUGGAAACAACAAUCGAACGUUAGAGAUUAUGUUCGAGAUUAUGCGAGCGUUGGAUCAUGAAAGAGGGGCAUCGCGAAUCGAGUUCCUUGGGCGAAAGGACGCGCUAUCUUCACUGUAAUUAGGGACCUUGUACGGAUUUAUAGUUGACAAGCAUAUAAACGCAACGCGCGGAAUGGAACGUUCCUAAGUAAUGACCUUUAUGGUAUCUUUUGCGAUGAAUUGUAAUUUUGACCGGAAUUCUCGAUGUCACGGGACGUGGAACGCGUUGCAUGGAUUUUGGUUUCUCAAGUUUUUUCUUAAAUCGCUCAAAUCUACCUCGACGACUGUCAUCGUCUGUAGUUUCACCGAAGAUUUAAUUCAAGUGCAAUGGUAUACCGAGGAUCCCGAGGAAACGUAUUCCCGACCUUGAGGAUAAUCUCGGGCAAAAGGAACGGAUUAAGUAACGCGAAGUAUAUGGCCACGAUCAUAGAGUACGAAUAUUUGUUUAAUAGUUAAAAAAAAAUAGCUCCAGCUUUGGGUAGACGUGCAAUAUGUACAGACGUUUCAGUUGCAACGAGGAUUGAAAAUUAAACCUAUUGGCACCUACAUAUUCGGUGGCGAGAAUUUUCGAACGUUACUCGGGUGAAGCUCCGACGAUGACGAACGCCCCUACGCGUUUAAAGAAAUUUUCAAACGAUUCCCGGAACGACGUUUCCUCGAGUCCACCUGGAAAAUUACAUUUCGUCGAGAAGGUUAUUACAAAGGUCUGGAAAAUGUCUCCGGCAGAGUUCACAUUGGACGCGGUCUUUUAAGUGGGAACUCGUGCAUCGCCGAAGAUGAAAAGAAAAGUCAUUGUUUUCGUUACAACGCGCUCAGCACGGAACUUGAAAUCUCGUUUGCAGAUCAAGAAGUCCACCUAAAGGAAAACUCGAGACUUGCCCGCUUCGUUUCCCCGUUUGAGGUCAUACGGCACCUUCUUCCGCCGUGCUCGUAACCGUAUACGGAUAUCUCGUUCUAGGAACGGAAUCGUUUUCGGACGACACGUCGGCUGUCCGAGACGCGAGUUCGUCGUAAGGUCAAAGAGUGGCGGGUCAUUAGAGGCGGUGCCGAGAGCUUUCUACGAGAAUUACGCGGCAAUAUGUAGACGACUGGAGUAACUCCAAACACGUACAUAUCUUGCUGAGACGGAUGCAAACGUCGGAGAAGACGGAGAAAUCGCGGUCGAUCGCUCGUUCCUUUGGUAUCGUCCAACCGUGCGCGUAAAAAUCGCUCGAUUUUCAAUCUAAAACCGGCUAAAGAGAAUUUAAGAAGAUACCGAAAGUAACGGGCGAUCGAGGGAGAAGGGCAUCGAUUACGAAAGCGGUCGCAGCUCCCCGUCUUUGAUCGAAGCCUAACUUUACGUAAACCAAGCCAAAUCGCCGCACUGCCUUAAUAGUCAUUUAACGAAUAAUAGGUAUCCUUAGUACCGUCGUAUUACCGUGGGAUCUACUUAAACGCCAGACUCGGGAGGCGCGAACACGCGAAGCGCGACGGACGGCGAGCGGUCGGAAUCGGCCAAGGCAUAAGCCUGGAAGAAAACUAUUGUAAAUAAGCGAAUGACUUCUCUCGCGGGGCUCCUAACGCCCCGUCGUUCGUUUCUUUUUUUUCGUUAACGCCCGACCCACUCGACCUGGCGACGAUUCGAAAGCUCCCUUUCGUCGAGACGUCGUCUCCCUUUCUUCGUCCGGUUGACAUCCAUUGUCCGAUUUUUUGUCCCCUCUUCGUUUCCAGUUUCCUUUUUGCGGCGACCACUGCGUACCCGGAUACGGUCAGUCGAUGCAAUGACGCGACAACGCCGAGAGAAAUUAAGCGAGAAUUGUUAUUCAGUGUAGUCGAUGAGAUUCAGAUCGGAAUUCAUAUUUUUAUGAAUAAAGCAAUUUAAAUCGAA